CCAAAACUACGUCUUUUGUUCCCUACGACUUUUUUGUGCCAUUGUUAUUGGGAACUUUAUUUAUUUACUUUUUAGUCCCGCGGACGGAAAGAUUCUUAAGAAGUUCGAAUCUUUUUUGAAACUUUUAGUUGGGCCUAUUUUGAAAUCGAGAGAGGCCCAUAUACUUGACGCAAUACCCAUUUUUUUAAUUCUUGAGUUUUCUCUUCGUUGACACUUGACAUUGACAGAAUUCGGAGAUCCAAAGGGAAACGUGAAACAACAGUUCUGAGCAGACUCUGGAUUGAAUAUUAUACCAUCAUCUUCAAUCGAGAGUCAAUGAAGAAACGUUAUCUAACAUCUGGGUCUGAUAGAAGAAACAAGGAGAAGAGCUGGUUCUUGGACAACGGAGGCGUCUUUUUAAAAGAGCUAAUUGCUGAUUGUAAUGGUAAAUCCAUUCCUAUUCGCAGCUUUUCUUCUGAACAGAUCUUGAAAGCCACCAGUAACUUCGAUUUAGCCUGUUCUGUCUCACAAGGUGUGUACUAUGAAUGGUAUAGUGGUAAAAUCGAAGACAGAUCUUACAUGAUCAAGAGGUUCUCCGAUGAUGAAUUCACAAGAAGACACAGAGUUGGAUCGGUUUACAAUGAUAUUGUCUUGUCUGCUCGGAUGAGCAAUCACAGCAACUUUCUCAAACUGUUGGGAUGUUGUCUCGAGUUCCCUUUUCCGGUUCUGGUGUUUGAAUUCGCAGAACAUGGAGUCCUGAACCAGCGAGGAGGGAUUGUGGUUAAUGGUGAAGAGUCUUUAUUGCCAUUGAUUUUACGGUUGAAGAUUGGGAAAGAGAUUGCAAAUGCUGUGAGUUAUCUUCACAUGGCGUUCCCUAAGAUCAUCAUACAUAGAGAUGUUAAACCGAUGCACGUCUUCUUGGACAAGAACUGGACUGCAAAGUUGUCUGAUUUAUCCUUCUCAAUAUCUCUCCCUGAGGGUAAAUCAAGAAUAGCAGCAGAAUGGAUUAUGGGAACAUUUGGGUAUCUCGAUCCAUUAUACUAUGCCACUAGUUUUGUGACCCAAUAUACCGAUGCGUACAGCUUCGGGGUCUUUUUGUUGGUUAUUCUCACUGGCAAACCGGCUGUCUUCACUGAUUCUGAUGGAGAUCCCCAAGGUGUUCUUGGCUAUGUUAGAGGUUUAUGUGAGGAUGGGAAGCUUGAUGAAGUCAUUGAUCCAAUGUUGAUGAAAGAUAUCACUAGUGGUCAAAGGUUGCAAGUCGAAGCGUGUGUGGUGCUUGCUUUGAGAUGCUGCGAGAAGAGAGAUGAAGACAGACCAAAGAUGAUCCAAGUAGCUAAAGAACUCAAGCGGAUUGAAACAUCAUUGAGAAAUUCUAGCUAGAGAUCCUUAUGGAACUUGA
Molecule: messenger RNA, 1378 nt
Organism: Camelina sativa (false flax)
Lineage: Eukaryota; Viridiplantae; Streptophyta; Magnoliopsida; Brassicales; Brassicaceae
Source: RefSeq, a predicted model, not a curated record